CAAAGUUGCCAUGCCGUCUUUUAGUCCAUCAUGCUCUCCAUGGGGUCCAAAUAGGCCCUUUCUCGCCCUCUCCGACCUACCAGAAUCUCGUCGCAGGCGGGCUCGCUACGGCUCCGGCAAUCCCAUCCAGCGUUCAGAAUGCGACCCGUAUCGUUACCUCCACUUGUCAUCCCAAAUAGGCGCUCUCCGGCGCCCGUACUUCUGGGGAGCUACCAGGGAAGUGAGCAACGGCUGAGGGAGAUGCCCGUACCCGUAUCCCGGUUUAGGCUAGUGCAUAGAAGCCCAUGCGACAGUCCACGGCCGGAGCCACGGGUCGGGCCGCUCGAGCACGACUUUAUCGACGACAUCGACCUCUUCAAGUUCUACAACCCGUGCCUGCUUCCCCCGACGCCUAUCCGGCCCCAUCCAGCCACCCAGUGCGCCGAACUCCCCGCCGACUCGCGAGACCCGGCGCCGCGCCCAGACCCUAGCCUACGCAGAUCGAAACGGACCGUCACUAGGAGGAGCCGGAGCUACCGCCGCCACACCCACGCCACAGGCCCUUACCCAAGGCGGGCCCGAUCACGCUCACCGUCCCAGCCGCCGCCGUACUCGGCCGGUCCGGCACGCGCCCGUUCUCCUCCUCCCUCGCCUCCACGAGCACCCCAGCCAAGACGGGUGAGCCUCCCACGAUGGGCUCUGUGGGACCUGGAGGACACACCCGUGGCCGACAACAACCCCUAUCCCGAAGGACAGCAGGACACUCCAGAGUCUGACGGGACGCUCGACAUGGGACGGCGACACAACACACCCUCCCUUGUGCGCGGGCCGGAAGACGGAGGAUCUCGGCUCGGGGUGGUCGACGAGUGCGGCUAUUACGAGCAGCAGCAAGCACAACAGCAAGAGCAAGCCGCGCUGAGGGAGCUGUGGGGCGUGAUCGACGGGAUGCUGGGCCCCGGCACAAACCUGCGGGACUACGAUGCGCGGAGCGUGAGUGCCGCUAGUAGCAUCUACUCGCCAUGGGACGGUGUUGACGUCGACGAUGUGUGGAAUGAUGGUCUGAGACAACAAGGAGGGAUCAGCAGCAGUAGCAGCAGCAGCAGCAGCGAGGACACGGUGGUACCCGACGGGUAUGAGGCUCCGCAGAAGGCGGGUUGGUGGCGGUCGUUUAGGCAGGGGUUGUUGCUUUGACAGUACUCUCAGUUGUCUCUGACUCUGAUAGGAGGAAUUCGAAACAAAAUGGAUUAUCACAGACAGACGUCCUCGCUUCAUUCGUUCAUUUGUAUCAAGUCCCCUGGAUUCAGUUCAGUUACAACAAUGAGAAUGAGAAUGACACCCCCCCUUCACUCAGCAUCCCUCUUCGCCCACGGCGCCACG
Chaetomium strumarium is the source of this 1356-nucleotide messenger RNA. RefSeq lists its product as uncharacterized. The record is from RefSeq and is a predicted model, not a curated record. The coding region runs from base 139 to 1170 and encodes 343 amino acids. NCBI's taxonomy places the organism in Eukaryota, Fungi, Ascomycota, Sordariomycetes, Sordariales, Chaetomiaceae. The transcript has a single exon.